AUAUGACUUUUAUGCAUGGUUACCCAACAUUUUUAUGCAUUAUUUUGCUGACAAUAUUGCAUGAAAAUAUUGUCCCUGUUCUCACAUUAAUUUAAUGUCGAAGGAAUGUUGAGCCGGCUUUUUUUGUUAGUUUUUCUAUAUUUUACAUGCAUUUUCUAAGCACCUGCCAAAAAUCAACGAAAAAUAAUUGGUAGCAGAUAGUAUACUAGGUGUUAGACUUUUGGUACAUAAUUUUGGUUUUUCUGUUGUUUUUCGUUAAGCUUGUUACGGGUGUGGAUAGGGGGGCCGACUAUACAAAAACAUAACAAAUCCCAAUAUCGUAUUAUUUUGAAUUUUAUUUUUAGAUUAAAAUAAAUAAUGAAUAACAGAGAUGUUGUUAGAUCUAUAACAGAUAAUCCUGCUGCACAUUAUGAAGCUUUUUUGAGAUUUCUUCAAUCUACCCAGCCUACCACAGCAACAUCUUCAUCUGCAAUUAGUGCUCUAGUUCCAUCCUCAAUUGCAUUGAGUGUUCCAUCUACAUCUGGAAUAAUUGUUACAUCUUCAGCUGCUACAAGUGUCCCACAACCUCCACAACAAUCAACACAACCUUCUGCUGAGCUUACCUAUGGUGCCUAUAGAAGAUAUAGGGACCAGCACCCUGGACCGAUGAGCGAUCGAUCAUUUUUGCGGUGGGUCCGGUUAGGAGGGAAUGAUGGUGAGUCACUCAGCUGGGCCUAUCAUCCUCCUAACAGGGGUGCUGGAAGCUCCAGCAGAAGAGGAAAUUGUGGAGGAGGUCGUGGGCGAAGACGGAAUGGUGGCGGCCUUGUUGUGAAUGGUGGCAUCCACUAUUACUAGGCGCCACCACUCCUUUAUUUUUUUUUUAAAUAAAUAUAUAACAUUA
Hydra vulgaris (swiftwater hydra) is the source of this 880-nucleotide messenger RNA. The record is from RefSeq and is a predicted model, not a curated record. Lineage: Eukaryota; Metazoa; Cnidaria; Hydrozoa; Anthoathecata; Hydridae.